AUGAGUCAAGAUUCUAGCAAGAAACUCACUCCUGAGAUGAAUGCUUACGGGGUAAAGGUAAUGGGUCUGAAAUCCAAAACCCCAAAAUCUUCAAGGGUUUCCAAAUCAUCUCCUCAUACCAGUGAAAUCGCAAUUGCUCAAGGUAUCUCUCAACCAUCAUCUGAUCCGCACAAGAAGAAAGGGAAAAAGGCACGAUCCAAGUCAGAUGCGUCCAAAGCGAAGAGGAAGAUGGUAACGAGAGGCUCUGAGGCUACUCAGAGAGUGAAUUCCGAGGCUGAGAUCAACCCAAGUACGGGUGAUGAUGUUGAUGAUUCUCGUAUCACUGAAGUGUUGGAAACUCCUCUCAAGGAAGUUUUACAUGCAAAUGUAGAUCCAAUUGUUCCAUCACCAAGCAACAACCAAUCAAGCCACGGUGUUGAUACUUAUUGCAACAAGGAUUCUGAUCAUCUUGAGGAAGAGAAUGUCAAGAGACAGGUUCACAAAGAUAAUGCUGCUCCUGUUGUUGAUGAGACUCCAACUGAGGAGUUGGAUAAGUCAGAUACUGGUUCUGCUGCUCGGAAGCGCAAGAUUGGGAAACGAAUUCCAGAAAAUGUGCCUGCUGCUCCUUUGGAUAACAUUUCUUUUCACUCUGAAGAGAGUGUUGGUAAGUGGAAGUAUGUUUAUCAGCGCAGGAUUGCUCAAGAGAGGGAAUUGACUGGUGAGAUUCUGCAUUGUCAAGAAAUUAUGAAACUUCUUGAGGCUGCUGGGUUAUUGAAAACUGUUACUGAGAUAGGUGGCUGCUAUGACAAGUUGGUGAGAGAAUUUAUUGUGAAUGUGACUGCAAAUUGCACUGUUUCUGGGCAUCCUGAUUUCAGGAAAGUUUUUGUGCGUGGUAAGUGUGUCCAUUUUUCACCUGAGAUCAUUAACCAGUAUUUGGGAAGGAGCACGGUUGCCACAGGAAAUGGAGAGCUGUCAUUGAGUGCUAUCACUAAAGAACUCACGGCUGGUCAGACUAUGGUAUGGCCUGCUAAAGGAUUGCUGUCUUCUACUUAUUUGAGUGUGAAGUAUGCUAUCUUGAAUCGCAUUGGUGCUGCAAAUUGGGCUCCUACCACUCAUAGCUCAGAUGUUUCUUCAGGUUUGGCAAAAUUAAUUUAUCUGGUUGGAACUCAAACUCAGUUUGAUUUUGGUGAAUAUGUCUUUGCUCAAACUAUGAAGCAUGCUGAAACUUUUGCUGUCAGGCUUCCUAUUGGUUUUCCUUGUUUAAUUUGUGGGAUUAUUUUGAGUCAACAUCCUCAAAUUCUCCUUGAUGAUGAGGUUCCUAGCCAGAAAGCUAGUCUUCUCACUAUUGAUUCCAGGCUGCUAGCUGGUGCCCAUGUUUCUGAUGUUGCUGGUUUGGCUGAGAUGACUCAGGGGGAGGGUACUUCCUCUCAGAAGACUCCUGAGACUCCAAUUGCUGCGCUUAUUGCUGUGUCUAAGAUGCUUCAGGACACAAUUACUAGUUGUACAUUGAGGAAGAAGAAUGUGGACACUCUCAUUCUGCAGUUGACUAAAGGCAAGAGGCCUCUUGAAGACAAUGCUGCUGCUCAUGCUCAAGAUGAUGUUGGUACUUCUGAUGAUGAUACUACUAGUGAUUAG
Lotus japonicus is the source of this 1614-nucleotide messenger RNA. RefSeq lists its product as uncharacterized. Bases 1 to 1614 code for a protein of 537 amino acids. The record is from RefSeq and is a predicted model, not a curated record. The transcript is spliced from 2 exons. Lineage: Eukaryota; Viridiplantae; Streptophyta; Magnoliopsida; Fabales; Fabaceae.